UAAAAAUAAUGAGUGCUUCGCAAGGCCAUAUUGCCAAUGUACUUUGAGUACUUUUUGACACAGUGAUUGAGAAUCAGCAACACCAAGCAGUUGAGCAGGAUGCUGAGAUGAUGCCAGAGGAAGAUAAGGAGUCAAUGCAUGAGGGAGAUCCCUCAGAUAUUUUCAACGAUCCUGGUGAUGUUAUCAACGGAUAUAAUAGAGAUUCUUUAAUGGGAAUGCUGUACUGCAUCGCAAAAGCUUUGGGCGAAACCAACCCUUCUUUCGUCCCAAUCUUGGUCUACAUCGAUAGGAUAUGAGUAAAUCAUGAGAAUUUUGUCAUUUCAGGUAAAAACAUUAGAAGACUGAGCAUUGUAGCCAUAUGCGUCUCUAAUAAAAUGUUCGAUGAUUUCUACAUUGCCAACUGAUGUUAUGCUGAGCUCUUAGGGAUCCCUAAAGAAGAAUUCAACUAUUUAGAAAGAGUUUUUGUACAGCUUUUAAAGUACGACCUCAAUGUAACAACUGAAGAGUACAAAGCCUAUUGCUCUCAUAUGAGAGACUAUAUUCUUGAGAAAUUCUGAAAACCUCAGGCACCUCAACAGGAGCCUCUAAGGGAGCCAGAGCAGACUCAUAUCCAAGAGCCAGGGCAGACAAAUGACCCGAUGAUCAACUAAGGCUAAUAUGUAUUUAGCAGAUGCUGGAGCUUAGAAGAGAGACAAUCUGCUCUAAAAUAUUAUUUUUGCAAUCAUU
This is a messenger RNA of Moneuplotes crassus, 726 nucleotides long. Lineage: Eukaryota; Ciliophora; Spirotrichea; Euplotida; Euplotidae. The record is from the annotation of a GenBank genome assembly.